AUGAGAGCUUUCACGAUCUCCAGAGCUGUGCGAUCUAGUGUCGCUCGACAGCAAGGCGCCCUUCAGACCCGAUACCUGAGCACGACACGAUCCUUCAGACAGACUCCAACACAGUCCUCCUCCGAGGGGCCUCCAGAGAAGCCGAUCAACUUCUACGGCACACAUGGACGGGCAUUCUUCAAGGCCAUCACACUAGCAUUCCUCACCUACCAAAUCGCCUACUGGGCAUGGUUGACGCUAGAGACCGAAGAGAUCAAGGACCAGAAAACCCGCGAGAUCAAGUCUCUGGAACAGGAGGUUAGAUCACUAGACGACAACAGAAAAUCACAGAGGCCUGGAAGCUGA
This is a messenger RNA of Exophiala spinifera, 345 nucleotides long. RefSeq lists its product as uncharacterized. The record is from RefSeq and is a predicted model, not a curated record. Lineage: Eukaryota; Fungi; Ascomycota; Eurotiomycetes; Chaetothyriales; Herpotrichiellaceae. The transcript has a single exon. Bases 1 to 345 code for a protein of 114 amino acids.